CAACCCUGGCGCUGAGAAGCUUGUGUGCACGCGCAGUCUGUCAUUCGCGAUACAUCCGCCAUGGCUUUCGUCACGCGCCAGACCAUCAGGACCCUCUCAACUUCUGCAGCAUUACAUGCUGCAAUUAAACAUGUCACUAUUAUCGGAGGCGGACUGAUGGGUGCUGGCAUUGCACAGGUUGCUGCAUCCACAGGACAUUCAGUGGUGUUGGUGGACACAUCUGAGGACAUACUGAAGAAAUCUACAAAGGGUAUUGAGGCUAGUCUGAAGAGAGUGGCAAAGAAGAAGUUUGCAGAAAAACCUGAGGAUGGAGAAGCAUUUGUUCAGAAAGUCCUGAAGAAUGUCUCUAUAAGCACAGAUGCUGCAUCUGUAGUUCAGGACACCGAUCUUGUGGUGGAGGCUAUUGUGGAAAACCUCAAAGUCAAACAACAUCUGUUUGGAGCUCUGGACAAAGUGGCCCCAGAACGCACCAUCUUCGCAAGCAACACGUCGUCCCUGCCGAUCGCAGACAUCGCCAGCUCCACGGCCAGAUUAGAUCGCUUUGGCGGUCUGCAUUUUUUCAACCCCGUCCCAAUGAUGAAGCUGGUGGAGGUGAUUAAAGCUCCAGCAACAAGCCAACAGACUUUUGACGCUCUCCUUGAGUUCAGCAAAGCUUUGGGGAAGCAUCCUGUCUCAUGCAAAGACACUCCAGGUUUCAUAGUGAAUCGUCUGCUGGUUCCUUACAUGGUGGAGGCCAUUCGACUACAUGAGAGAGGUCACGGUUCCAAGGAAGACAUUGAUGUGGCGAUGAAGCUUGGAGCUGGUUAUCCCAUGGGGCCGUUUGAGCUUCUGGACUAUGUUGGCUUGGACACUGCGAAGUUUAUAAUUGACGGUUGGCAUGCGAUGGACCCCGAUAGCCCCCUGUUUGCCCCCAGUCCCCUGCUCAACAAACUGGUGUCAGAGGGCAAGCUGGGUAAGAAAACCGGCGAGGGAUUCUACAAACACAAGUAACAAGUGAAGAUUACCAGCCUUUCACCUUACGAAAUGCACUGGACUGAGCCACUAGUCCUCAAAAGACUGAGUUGCACCAAUGUUAAUGUAUAUAGUCAGGAAUGAAACCUAAUUAGAGUGAUCAGAUGCACCAGUUUUCCCAGGGAAGUCCUGUAUUAAAUUCUGGACCACCUGCAAAUCUAUCAGGACAUAAAAGGUCUAUAAGACAGCAAUGUCUUCCACUACAUCUUGUGCCUUGCUAAAAUACUUGUGUUUAUAAACUUUGAAUGAGUGUCGAAAAUUAAAAGGUUUGAAAAUGUC
Molecule: messenger RNA, 1290 nt
Organism: Ctenopharyngodon idella (grass carp)
Lineage: Eukaryota; Metazoa; Chordata; Actinopteri; Cypriniformes; Xenocyprididae
Gene: hadh
Product: hydroxyacyl-CoA dehydrogenase
Exons: 8
Coding region: 61-990 (309 amino acids)
Biological process (GO): fatty acid beta-oxidation
Cellular component (GO): mitochondrion
Molecular function (GO): (3S)-3-hydroxyacyl-CoA dehydrogenase (NAD+) activity; NAD+ binding
Source: RefSeq, a predicted model, not a curated record